AUGCUCUCCACUGCGGCGCCAGUGUUUACGCUCGACAAUGUGCAAGUUACCGCCUUCCUCAACCCGGACAACUCGUACCCGUUCAUUACAAACUGGUGGGCGGCAGCCAACGAGACGUUUCAUGCGGAAAUGUACCAACUCACCAUCAACGACCUGACCGACCGGCUCAUCAGCAUGAAGACGAACGCGCCCUGGCUCGAUCAAACCAUCAUCAUGUCGCGAUACAGGGCGGGCGCUGAUUCGGCCACCACGUCCAACCAGGCAAAGCUCGCUGCCUUGAUCAAACAACAACAACAACAACAACAACAACAACAACAACAACAACAACAACAACAACAACAACAACAACAACAACAACAACAACAACAACAACAACAACAACAACAACAACAACAACAACAACAACAACAACAACAACAACAACAACCACAACCACUGCAACGAGAUCUACCGCAACAACAACAACAACAUCCGCGAGGAGAGCAAGUGACUGUGAUCUCGAGCCCAAACACCUUCUCUAUUAUGAGAAGGUGUGGGUAA
Molecule: messenger RNA, 540 nt
Organism: Capsaspora owczarzaki ATCC 30864
Lineage: Eukaryota; Filasterea; Ministeriida; Capsasporidae
Exons: 2
Coding region: 1-540 (179 amino acids)
Source: RefSeq, a predicted model, not a curated record